AUGGACUUAGUCAACCACUUGCCCGACCGCUUGCUAUUCGCUGUCCCCAAAAAGGGAAGACUCUAUGAAAAGUGCUGCAACUUGAUGAAUGGUGCCGAUAUCCAGUUCAGAAGAUCCAACCGUUUGGACAUCGCUCUUUCCACAAACCUUCCAAUUGCCUUGAUCUUCCUCCCUGCAGCCGACAUCCCCGUUUUCGUUGGCGAAGGUAACUGUGAUUUGGGAAUAACUGGCUUAGACCAAAUCAAGGAAGCAGACAUGUUCGACUCGAUCGAAGACUUGUUGGAUUUGAACUUCGGCAACUGCAAGUUGCAAGUCCAAGUUCCCGCUGAUGGACCUUACACCAAGCCCGAGCAAUUGGUGGGCAAGAAGAUCGUCAGUUCCUUCACCAAGUUGUCCAACGACUACUUCCGUUCCUUGGAGGGCACCAGUGACAACGAGCCAUUGACCACCAACGUCAGAUACGUGGGUGGCUCCGUUGAGGCCUCGUGUGCCUUGGGUGUUGCAGAUGCAAUCGUCGACUUGGUCGAAUCUGGUGAAACCAUGAAGGCUGCUGGCUUGAAGGCCAUCGAGACCAUUUUGACCACCUCGGCCCACUUGAUAUCCUCCAAGAAACCCAAAUUCCCAGAAAUGGUGGAAAAAAUCCACCAGAGAUUCGAGGGUAUUUUGGCAGCCCAGAACUACGUGUUGUGUAACUACAAUGCCCCAAGAGCCAUUGUGGAUAAAGUGUUGGCAAUCACUCCUGGUAAGAGAGCUGCCACUAUUUCUGCGUUGGAAACCAAGGCAGGUGAGGAAGAGUGGGUUGCCAUCUCGUCGAUGGUGGAAAAGAAAAAGAUUGGUGAUGUCAUGGACGAAUUGAAAAAGCAAGGAGCUUCCGAUAUUUUGGUGUUCAGUAUUGGUAACUGUAGAGUUUAA
Messenger RNA from Suhomyces tanzawaensis NRRL Y-17324, 912 nucleotides. RefSeq names its product ATP phosphoribosyltransferase (gene HIS1). Lineage: Eukaryota; Fungi; Ascomycota; Pichiomycetes; Serinales; Debaryomycetaceae. Gene Ontology annotation, molecular function: magnesium ion binding; ATP phosphoribosyltransferase activity. Bases 1 to 912 code for a protein of 303 amino acids. The record is from RefSeq and is a predicted model, not a curated record. The transcript is spliced from 2 exons. Gene Ontology annotation, cellular component: cytoplasm. Gene Ontology annotation, biological process: L-histidine biosynthetic process.